GAUUGCGGGCCGAGCUGAGGGUAUUUUGAAAUAAUAGUAUAAAUGCAGUUUGAGGUUUUUCAUGAUUCAAAAUAUUUGUUAUUUAAUGAGAAUCAAACGCAGCUACAAUGGGUGAUGCUGAAGAACAGAAGGCGUACUUAUUAUUCUUGGAAAAUCGUACUUACCGGUACUUGCAACAUUUGGCAAAGUCGUUGAGCCUACCAUCGAAUUACAAGAAAGUUUAUUUGAUAGAACUCAUAUAUGCUAAGAAAUAUCGUACAGAAGAAAUUGUAAAAACUAUCAUACAAAGAGUUAAAAUUGAGCGAUUGUUGGCUGCUAAAAACAGAUUGAAAAGAAACAGAAGAAAGAGGUUUACUAUGCCACCAAGAACCAAAUCACCAGCUAUUUCCGCAACACCAAAACGGCAAAGGGUAUAUGUGCCCUUCGGCUCGGAUCUGAAGAUGGCGAUAAUGAGAAAUUCAACCCGACGAAGCUUACUAGAUGUUAACAAACAACAUACACUGCCAAGGACAAGUGAUAGAGUUCUUAGAAGUUUCAAUUUAAGACAAAGUGAUAAUUCAAAUUACAACCCUUGUCUUCUAAACAACUCUGAAUGUAAUAAAGUCCAAAAUGCAUUGAACACCAAGGCCGUUAUAAAAAUAAACAUACCCACUGGAAAUUUUUAUAAGUAUUACAUGAACACUGAGUGUGUUGUGAGGAAGCACAGACCUGCCAUAUUAAAUUCAACUUGCAAUGAAACAAGAAAGCCAUUGAUUUUAAGACAAAGGUUUCAGGAUGUUGGAAUACAAAGCAACAUAACAGCGGCUAGACGCCAAAGAACUAUUAGCGGAAUCUACCCUCUGCCAGCACUUAGAAAUUGUCCACAGCCCAUCCAAACCACAGAAGGAGUAUCAAUGCGAAAUUACGAUGGUAGUCGAUCAAAGUUAAAUGCUGUUAUACAAAAAUGUAACACAAAUUACAAGCAAAAAAUAACUUAUUGUGACACAGAAGUUAAUAUACAGGACUUGAUAGACAGGAUUGAUGAUAAUAUUGAAAAUCAAGAUGUGCCAUCACAUAGGACUGCAGAAAACUUUGAGCCAACACCUUCACCGAGCAUAUUGAAUUCACAGGAACAGCAUACUGAGCCGGCAACAUCUUUUUCCUAUCACAUAGAUAGAAUGAGGUACCAAAUGUUGGAUGACAGGUCAUCUCAAUAUACCGACGAAACUGUACUGCCUAAAAUUAAUGAAGUGUUCUCAAAGAUGAACUGUAUGAAGAAUAUUGCUCAACCUUUGUAUGUUCAAGUGAGCUCAGAAGAUGAACUGAGUCGAAACUACCCGUUGUUUGCAGACAACUGUAACACAGCAUUAUUGGAAAGUUUAUACAACUUUAAGAGUCAAAUGUUGACCAAUGUGCCUCUACUGCAAAUUGCCACCACAGACAAUACAAAGAGUACUUACACUACUUCCACAGUCACAACCGCAAGGGAGCACCAUUCAGCUAGUCAUGGCAAUGACUGUUAUGAUUUUACUCUGUUCGAGCAGGAUAACAGAUACAUGAACGAUCCACGUUUGUACGAGUUCUUCAGAUUCUCUCAACAGCAACGAAAUUCAGCGCUGAAUCGAUCGUCGUCAUCGACGGAGACGUACCACGAGCGCAGCACCCCGGCCACCGUACCUGAGAUGUUGGAGGACGCUGUGGAGCUCAUCAGUCAAGAUGGCGAUUAUAUGGAGCAGAUUGGUAUGGACGUGCGUGUAAUGUGCGUGCUGUGUGAGUGGGCUGGUCCCAACAUACUUCUUGAAAACCACAUACUUAAGGAGCACGGCAUGUGCGUGGUGGAGUGCGAGGCGGGCGUGGGCGUGUCAUGGUCGCUGGCGGCGAUGUGGCGUGCGUGCGCGUGCGUGCUGCGCCGCGCCACAGCGCUGUACGUGCUGCGCGCGCGCUACUCCGACCCGGACCGCCUGAGCGCGCAGCUCGCGACGAUAUCAGCAGAUCCAGUGCCAAGGAUGGGUGAGAUUACGGUUUAUAAUAAGCAUACUGGUGAACCAUACUCAUGGAUGGGCUACAUCCAACCUCUAACUAACUCUGACGACUCAUCUGGUCUGCGAGUUAGUAUAACGCAGCUGGAUUUACUUCCCAAUAGCGCCAACCUCAAACUUUUAAACAGAGAACUUGUCUCUUAUUCGUUGAACAGAGCUGUUGUAGGUGCACCAGCUUUGAAUGAUAUUAAUGUCGUUUUUAAUGUGAAAAUCGAGUAACCGUGUAAGUGGCAAAUCCUAAGUCAAUUUAGUUUAUAGAAAAAAAACUUUAAAUUUUUGGCGCGCAAUUCGAACCUGCCAGUAUUUCUUCCGCCUUAUUUUUAAUGUUCCUUUUUUGUAAUUAAUAAAAGCACUGAUUAUUUUUUUAGUUGUAAGGAAAAGUUAUACAUUUUGUUAUUAAUGUAACAUAUUUUUAAGAAAACUGUUGUAUCGUGUCAUACGAGUAUUUCUUUAUCAGUUGUAAAUUGUUAUUAAAAUUAUAAGUUUUUAUAUUUGCAAUAUAUUUUUUCGUUAAAGUUCAAGACAUUUUGAUAUCCGCAUAUAUUUUUUAUUUGACUGUUUAACAGCCGUUCCCAAUAUU
Aricia agestis (brown argus) is the source of this 2598-nucleotide messenger RNA. RefSeq lists its product as uncharacterized. Lineage: Eukaryota; Metazoa; Arthropoda; Insecta; Lepidoptera; Lycaenidae. Bases 108 to 2237 code for a protein of 709 amino acids. The transcript is spliced from 11 exons. The record is from RefSeq and is a predicted model, not a curated record.